Messenger RNA from Pelobates cultripes (western spadefoot toad), 183 nucleotides. The record is from the annotation of a GenBank genome assembly. NCBI's taxonomy places the organism in Eukaryota, Metazoa, Chordata, Amphibia, Anura, Pelobatidae.
AUGCUCCCAGAUAUCACGAAAGCCUUUCACGAUUACUACUCAACGUUAUAUCACCUGUCGGACAAAUCACCGCCCAAAGAAGUAAUAGAUAACUUCCUAUUGUCCAGAAUAAAGCGUACGAUACCUACCGCAGACGCUAAAUCCUUGGAAGCACCCAUCACUUCAGAUGAGUUUAGGGCAGCG